UUCGACUUCACGACUUCGAAAGUUGCGCAUCCGUGACGACGACAGCUAACCCUCCAACAGCACCAUCAGUCACCAAUCUCUCUCAAUACACAACAUGGCUGACGCUCCCCGUGGCGGAGGUGGAGGAUUUGGUUCUCGUGGCGACAGAGGAGGAGAUCGAGGCCGAGGACGAGGCCGUGGACGAGGCCGUCGUGGUGGAAAGACUGAGGAAAAGGAAUGGCAACCCGUCACGAAGCUCGGCCGUCUCGUGAAAGCUGGCAAGAUCAAGAGUAUGGAGGAGAUCUACCUCCACUCUCUGCCCAUCAAGGAAUACCAGAUCGUCGAUUUCUUCCUGCCCAAACUUAAGGACGAGGUCAUGAAGAUCAAGCCCGUGCAGAAGCAGACUCGUGCCGGUCAGCGUACUCGGUUCAAGGCCAUCGUCGUAAUUGGAGACUCUGAGGGGCACAUUGGUCUCGGUAUCAAGACCUCCAAGGAAGUUGCUACCGCCAUCCGUGCCGCCAUCAUCAUUGCCAAGCUCAGCGUUGUGCCGAUUCGACGGGGAUACUGGGGUACCAACCUCGGCGAGCCUCACUCUCUGCCCACGAAAGAAAGCGGAAAAUGCGGUUCCGUUACUGUCAGGCUGAUUCCUGCUCCCCGCGGUACUGGAUUGGUCGCUUCGCCCGCCGUGAAGCGUCUCUUGCAGCUCGCUGGUGUGCAAGACAUCUACACUGCAUCUUCCGGCUCCACUAAGACUCUCGAGAACACACUCAAGGCCACUUUUGUUGCCGUCGCCAAUACCUACGGCUUCCUAACGCCCAAUCUCUGGAAGGAGACGAAGCUCAUCCGCAGCCCACUAGAGGAGUAUAGUGACGUUCUACGAGAGGGCAAGAAGUAUUAGAGUAUGAGGCGCGGCAGAGAGAUAUAGGUCUUUUUACUAGCAUUCCCGGGGUCCUUAAUGGCGUGGAGUAGUGCAUUUGGAGCCCUUCUUUCCGUCUAUCUGUGGCAGGACCUGGGUCACCCAGUAAGGAAAAUGACAAUUCAUUAUGAA
Lindgomyces ingoldianus is the source of this 1027-nucleotide messenger RNA. RefSeq names its product 40S ribosomal protein-like protein S2. Gene Ontology annotation, molecular function: structural constituent of ribosome; RNA binding. The record is from RefSeq and is a predicted model, not a curated record. The transcript is spliced from 6 exons. Lineage: Eukaryota; Fungi; Ascomycota; Dothideomycetes; Pleosporales; Lindgomycetaceae. The coding region runs from base 95 to 877 and encodes 260 amino acids. Gene Ontology annotation, cellular component: cytosolic small ribosomal subunit; ribosome. Gene Ontology annotation, biological process: translation.